AACCUUCGCGUUCGAAGACAAUUUCAAUCCUACAAGCCUAAAAUUUGGAAACAAGCAGCUGCACGAUCUGCCAGUUACAACUUGAUAGAAUUAUAUGUUCAGCAUAUAGAUUGACCUUUUUCGCAUAGGUAUUUGGUGCUCAAGCUGGUGGCAAUCCGCUGGAUACGCAUUGGAAUUUGGGCGGUCGGGUUGAAACUGGCGUUCCCAUUUAUCAGAGCCCAAAUGGUCAAUUUUCGGUGGGCGUUGGCGGUUGUUAUGGCCACGAUUUUUAUGGUGGGCCGGUAUGCUGA
Molecule: messenger RNA, 290 nt
Organism: Didymodactylos carnosus
Lineage: Eukaryota; Metazoa; Rotifera; Eurotatoria; Philodinida; Philodinidae
Source: the annotation of a GenBank genome assembly